GUCUUCCAUCUCUCUACCUGCAUGUUGAUGGCCAGGCGGUGACACCUCCGCGCCAUGGGGUAGCAUAGCAGGUGUCUGUCCCCUCUCUGACCUCACUCCUGUCCCCUAGACUGCCAGGAACUACUGCUGCCACCUCAGGCCCCCAUGGCCUACAUUCCAGGCGGGGGUGCCCCAGCCGCGGGGGCAGGCCCCAUGGGCUCCCAGUACUGCGUAUGCAAGGUGGAGCUGUCGGUGAGCGGCCAGAGCCUCCUGGACCGGGACGUCACCUCCAAGUCCGACCCCUUCUGUGUCCUCUUCACGGAGAAUAAUGGCCGAUGGAUCGAGUACGACAGGACGGAAACUGCGGUCAACAACCUCAACCCCGCCUUCUCCAAGAAGUUCGUGCUGGACUACCACUUCGAGGAGGUGCAGAGGCUCAAGUUCGCCCUCUUCGACCAGGACAAGUCCAGCUCCCAGCUGGACGAGCACGACUUCCUGGGCCAGUUCUCCUGUAGCCUAGGCAUGAUCGUCUCCAGCAAGAAGAUUACCCGGCCUCUGCUGCUGAUGAAUGACAAGCCUGCAGGAAAGGGCUUGAUCACGAUCGCUGCCCAGGAGCUGUCAGACAACCGGGUCAUCACACUGAGCCUGGCGGGAAGGAGGCUGGACAAGAAGGACCUCUUUGGGAAGUCAGACCCAUUUCUGGAGUUUUACAAGCGAGGAGACGAUGGCAAGUGGAUGCUGGUCCACAGGACUGAGGUGAUCAAGUACACGCUGGACCCCGUGUGGAAACCAUUCACAGUGCCCCUGGUGUCCCUGUGUGAUGGGGACAUGGAGAAGCCCAUCCAGGUCAUGUGCUAUGACUAUGACAACGACGGGGGCCACGACUUCAUCGGCGAGUUCCAGACCUCCACGUCACAGAUGUGUGAGGCUCGCAGCGGCGUCCCGCUGGAGUUCGAGUGCAUCAACCCCAAGAAGCAGAGGAAGAAGAAGAACUAUAAAAACUCAGGUGUCAUCAUCCUGCGUUCCUGCGAGAUAAACCGCGACUAUUCCUUCCUGGACUACAUCCUGGGAGGCUGCCAGCUCAUGUUCACCGUUGGAAUCGAUUUCACAGCCUCCAACGGGAAUCCUCUUGACCCUUCCUCUUUGCACUAUAUCAACCCCAUGGGCACCAACGAGUACCUGUCAGCCAUCUGGGCAGUCGGGCAGAUCAUUCAGGACUAUGACAGUGAUAAGAUGUUUCCGGCUCUGGGAUUUGGGGCGCAGUUACCCCCAGACUGGAAGGUCUCCCAUGAGUUUGCCAUCAACUUCAACCCCACCAACCCCUUCUGCUCAGGCGUGGACGGCAUUGCCCAGGCGUACUCGGCUUGCCUGCCCCACAUCCGCUUCUACGGUCCCACCAACUUCUCCCCCAUCGUCAACCACGUGGCCCGGUUUGCAGCCCAGGCCACGCAGCAGCAGACAGCCACGCAGUACUUCAUCCUCCUCAUCAUCACGGAUGGUGUCAUCAGUGACAUGGAGGAGACGCGGGACGCUGUGGUGCAGGCUUCCAAGCUACCCAUGUCCAUCAUCAUUGUGGGCGUGGGCAACGCUGACUUCGCUGCCAUGGAGUUCCUGGACGGGGACAGCCGCACACUGCGCUCCCACACAGGAGAGGAGGCAGCCCGAGACAUCGUACAAUUCGUGCCCUUUCGAGAGUUCCGCAACGCAGCGAAAGAGACCUUGGCCAAAGCUGUGCUGGCAGAGCUGCCCCAACAAGUCGUGCAGUAUUUCAAGCAUAAAAACCUGCCCCCCACCAACUCGGAGCCCGCCUGAGCACCAGUGCCCAGUGGCAGCAUGCGGCCGAGCCCCCUUCCCCCAGAAACGCGCACGCUCACCCUGCUUCCCUGUGGGUGGCCUUUUCUACCGAUCCACAUUUUUAUUUUUUACAACCGGACUUCCACCCCCAACUUCCCCCAGCCCAGCUGGGCUUCCUUUGUUGAAGUGAACUGAUGAUGCUUCCGGCCCGACUGGCUUCCUCUCCCCUCCCUUGCCACUCUUAAGUAUUGAAUGUACUUUGUAUAAUUCUAGUGGAAUUGUUAUUAAGGAGAAUAAAAUUUUUACAAUCAUAA
Messenger RNA from Carlito syrichta (Philippine tarsier), 2087 nucleotides. It is a transcript of the gene CPNE2, whose product is annotated as copine 2. NCBI's taxonomy places the organism in Eukaryota, Metazoa, Chordata, Mammalia, Primates, Tarsiidae. The transcript is spliced from 15 exons. Gene Ontology annotation, cellular component: plasma membrane. The record is from RefSeq and is a predicted model, not a curated record. Gene Ontology annotation, molecular function: calcium-dependent phospholipid binding. Bases 145 to 1791 code for a protein of 548 amino acids. Gene Ontology annotation, biological process: cellular response to calcium ion.